CGCUGCCGAAGGCUGUACGAUAUAGCGAAUGUACUGGUUGCACUGGGUCUCAUCAAAAAAGUUCACUAUCUCUUUGGAACCAAGAAAAUUCCACUAUUCGUAUACUGUGGUCCCGAACCUGACGAGAACUCCACGUUUGACGUGAACGCAUGCAUUGAACGACUUUUGGCAUCAACAGCUUCUACCCCACUCACACCUCAGAUGAAGGCAACCACGGCGGCAAUGCAACAAUCGCUCUCACUGGGUAAGCGCAGCACCUCCGAGGCUAACUUGCAGGUGCCUACGGCGAACAAAAUUCCCCGCAUCAAAUCAGAAGACUUCAUGUCGCAAGCGUCAUCAUCGCUGAUGAUGUUUGCUGAAUUGGCAGCAGAACGGCUUCGUCAAGAGACUGAACUUCGCCAGCGUCCAUCGACUGCGCAAGAAACAAAACCAAUGACCAGCACGUCAACAAAGCCUCCCGCCGUACCAUUGGCUAGGACGAGUAGCGGCCAUGCUCUUCCGAAACCACAAGCGCAGGCAACCACGGCGGCAAUGCAACAAUCGCUCUCACUGGGUAAGCGCAGCACCUCCGAGGCUAACUUGCAGGUGCCUACGGCGAACAAAAUUCCCCGCAUCAAGUGA
Molecule: messenger RNA, 621 nt
Organism: Haemonchus placei
Lineage: Eukaryota; Metazoa; Nematoda; Chromadorea; Rhabditida; Trichostrongylidae
Source: the annotation of a GenBank genome assembly